AGCCUGUGUCAUAAUCUGUACUGGAAGGCAUCUGACAACUCUGUGAAUGGCAUUGAAUGAGCAGAAGUUACUGACAAUUGAAGAUGUGACCAUAAAAUUCACCCCAGAGGAAUGGGCCCUACUGGGCACACCUCAGAGAAAGCUGUACAGAAAUGUGAUGGCGGAGAACAUUAAUCAUCUCCUAUCCCUUGGAUACCAGCUCUGCAAAUCAGAUCUAAAUUUUCUUUCAGUGGACAAAGAAAUGCUGUGGAUGGUGGAAGGAAGAGUUAUUCCUCAACUUCAGAGUCCAGGGGAGGUCCAGUUCUUUCCUGUUAAUCAGACAUCAUUCAACCCUGAUAUUUCAAAGUAUGGACCAUAG
This is a messenger RNA of Heterocephalus glaber (naked mole-rat), 358 nucleotides long. NCBI's taxonomy places the organism in Eukaryota, Metazoa, Chordata, Mammalia, Rodentia, Bathyergidae. The record is from RefSeq and is a predicted model, not a curated record.